Molecule: messenger RNA, 561 nt
Organism: Arctia plantaginis
Lineage: Eukaryota; Metazoa; Arthropoda; Insecta; Lepidoptera; Erebidae
Source: the annotation of a GenBank genome assembly
AUGAUGAACCAAUACAUGAAGGAAUUGGAACAAGACCCAUUUGAUCCUGAUGAGUUCGUUGAAAGGAUGGUGAGGCGCAGUAUGCAGGAGUCCCGUUUGAAAGACGAUCAGUUUGAUCCUGAAAUGAUACAUGAUAUCUUUACACAAGCCAUUCAAGAUCUAAAGGUUCUGCAGGAGAGACAGGAGAGAAAGUGUACUAGACUUGAACAAGCUGUGCAGGAAGAAGAAAAAUUAUAUGCAGCAAAGUUAGCUGAAAUCAUGGACCAACAUACUCAUUGUGUUGGGGUAUUCAGCGCAUUAGAUGAGCGUAUGUCUCGGUGUGGUGGAAGAGCUCUGGACGUGGGUGAAAAGCUUGGUGCCGCACGUGCGCCACGGGCCAGAGCAGCUGCUGCUAGGGAUCUUCUAUCACAUCUCUCGCACUUUUUAAGUCCUGGACCUGUGCUUAUUGAAUUAUUCAAUGAUCCCAAUAAGUUGCAUGAAGCUGCUGAUAUUAUACAAAAGCUUCACACCAUUGCCCAAGAAUUACCUCCCGACAAGUUUGAAGUUGCCAAAAGAAGAUAG